This is a messenger RNA of Actinia tenebrosa (Australian red waratah sea anemone), 2022 nucleotides long. RefSeq names its product putative neuropeptide Y receptor type 6. The record is from RefSeq and is a predicted model, not a curated record. NCBI's taxonomy places the organism in Eukaryota, Metazoa, Cnidaria, Anthozoa, Actiniaria, Actiniidae.
ACAAAAGUCAUUGCUCAUUUAGUUUUACUCUGUAUCUAGUUUUAAAAGGAACACUUUGAAGGUAAUCGACUUAUGCGAUUUUGUGAAAACGUAUAAUGCAGAAGACGGGGUAAACAUUUGAUGCGCACUUUUCAUCGCAGUUUUCUAGUCAAUCUUACUAGAUCUUCCAUUAUUCUAAAAUUAACUCUAACUUCAAGUGUAUUCAGAUUUUCGGCUYUUUCUCGAGUGUUCAUGAUUCACCCUAAACACGAAAAGUCAUGUUUGAGUGUAUCUAGGGAAGUUUUGCUACUCAUUAUAUUUUCUUUUCUUAAUUGAAUAUUUUAGUACUUAAAACUCGCUAGCCAAAAGAUCGUGAGUGUACGUGUGUUGAUCAGUCCUGAAAGCGGAAUCGUCGUUGCAGUUUCACAUAAAAAUCAGCCACUAGCUUGAAGAGAACCAUCACUGUCCGCGGGUCACCUUCUUAUACUAUACCGAGGCCUAGCCAUAUAUAUCUCAGUAUAACUGAAGCAGCUGGCUCGAUAGUGAGAAAAAAAAAAGGGUUAUUCAAACGAAGACCUCUUGCAGCAAGCAAUCUUUGACUUUCUUAAGAAAAAUCCAUACGAAAAAGAAUUCAACCAUGGACAACUGGGUGAGUUUUAAUUUUACUAACUUCACCGAUGGAAUAUUGUGGUGGAAUGAGACUUACACUUACUUUUUGCCGGGAGAAAAAGAAGCGUUGUCCAUACGAGUCAUCAAGAUUGUAGCUUAYUGUCUUCUUUUCCUGGUUUCUCUGUUUGGAAACAUCUCCGUUAUACUAGCAGUUUCCAGAGACAACCGUUUGAAAAGCACGACGAAUAUCCUUGUGGCAAACAUGGCAGUCAGUGACAUUAUCCUCACCCUCUUGGAGAUUCCCAAAAAAAUCUCGAAUAUUAUCAGAGCACAUGAAAAGACAUGGCUUGUACAUGGUGGCUUAGGUCAAGCACUUUGUAAGCUUUUGCCGUAUCUUGCCGAUGUCUCCUUCGCUAUUUCUUUAUACAGUUGCAUUUUUAUUGCCAUCGAUCGGUAUUACGCCGUGGCCCAUCCAUUCAAGGGAGGCUUUAGCAGAUCGAGACUCAAGUAUAUUAUCCCAGGAAUAUGGCUCUUUACCGCUGUACUUUGUUCACCUUUUCUUUAUAGUUACAAACUGGUGAAAAUCAUGGAUGAAUUGUAUUGCUCAGAAGAAUGGUCCAAUGGAGAUGUAGCAACAAUGUUUAAGAUUCAUUUAAUCCUUUUCAUUGUUCUAACGACAUUUCUCCCUAUCCUUUUCGGCACAAUUCUCUACUUGCUCAUAGUUUACAAAAUUCGUAGGUACAAAGUCCCAGGAGUUUGCACAGAACAAUCGGAAAGAACGAGAAGAGAUCGACAGAACCAGAAUGUCUUGAGAAUGUCUGUAACAAUCAUUACUCUUCUCUCGGUUUGUUGGUUGUUCUUCGAAAUCUUGAACAUUUUGGAAACUUUUACAAAUGUGAUGAAUAAUCUUUCUCCAUCUGUCAGACAAACAUUACUUUUUAUUUCAAAUUUUUUUCUGUUAACAACAUGCACUCACCAGUUUUUUCUUUUUUUAAUUUUUGUUGAUAUUUACCGUCAAAAUUUCAAAAUGAUGCUUAAAAGUUGUGUUUGUGGAUGGCGUCGUUUUGUAAGGAUACAUCCUGCCCAGGUUGAUUCUACUAAUUCUACUGAACUAGUUUGAACGCGCGAGCUUGGCAAAUCAGCUAGUGUACCAAAAAAAAAUAAAAAAUUAAGCAUAUUGAAAGCUGUAAAAGUUAACAAUUUAACAAUUAGCAUCUGCUAUCAUAAGGAAAUGAACGGGUUUUUGAAGUUUGUUGGUACGGCUGCCAUUUUUCGUCAUGCCGUUUCUCCUCAACCGCCCCACAAAAACAUCAUGAAUAGUAUUUCUGAAGUACUUGUUGGAUACAAAUGUGUGGUAGCCUGAAGCCAGCAAGACAGUCUUGAAUUCUGUUUCUUCAUUCUUAUAAGGCUGCAAAAUAAAAAGGAACAAAAAAG